AUGACGGACGGUGCGAGACAACGGAGCAGCACGUCGGGCUCCUCCAAAGACGCAGCUGGAGAGACAUCUGGAGGAGGUGGAGGAGUGGCGCUCAAGAAGGAGAUCGGUCUGGUGAGCGCCUGUGGCAUCAUCGUUGGUAACAUCAUCGGCUCAGGUAUCUUCGUCAGUCCCAAGGGAGUGAUGGAGAACGCCAGCUCCGUAGGCGUGGCCCUCAUCGUCUGGAUCGUCACGGGCGUCAUCACAGCCAUCGGGGCGCUUUGCUACGCCGAGCUGGGCGUCACCAUCCCCAAGUCGGGGGGAGACUACGCCUACGUCAAGGACAUCUUCGGAGGGCUGGCUGGGUUCCUGCGUCUGUGGAUCGCCGUGCUGGUCAUCUACCCGACCAACCAGGCCGUGAUCGCGCUGACGUUUUCUAACUACGUCCUGCAGCCUCUGUUCCCCACCUGCUUGCCGCCGGAGAACGGCCUGCGUCUGCUGGCUGCCGUCUGCCUCUUGCUGCUGACAUGGGUGAACUGCUCCAGUGUGAGGUGGGCCACCAGAGUGCAGGACAUGUUCACCGCCGGCAAGCUGCUGGCCCUCGCCCUCAUCAUCAUCAUGGGCAUCGUGCAGAUCUGCAAGGGAGAGUACUACUGGCUGGAGCCGGCCAACGCCUUCGAGCCCUUCCAGGAGUACGACGUGGGUUUGAUAGCCUUAGCCUUCCUACAAGGCUCCUUCGCCUAUGGAGGAUGGAACUUCCUCAACUACGUCACAGAGGAGCUGGUGGACCCCUAUGUGAACCUUCCUCGUGCCAUCUUCAUCUCCAUCCCCCUCGUGACCUUCGUUUACGUCUUUGCCAACAUCGCGUACGUCACGGCCAUGAGUCCCCAGGAGCUGCUCGCCUCCAACGCCGUUGCCGUGACGUUUGGCGAGAAGCUGCUGGGAGUCAUGUCGUGGAUCAUGCCCAUCUCUGUGGCUCUCUCCACCUUCGGGGGAGUCAACGGCUCCCUCUUCACCUCUUCACGAUUGUUCUUUGCUGGAGCCAGAGAGGGCCACCUCCCCAGUCUGCUGGCCAUGAUUCACGUGAAACGUUGCACUCCCAUCCCCGCUCUGCUCUUCACUUGCCUGUCCACGCUGCUUAUGCUGUGCACCAGUGACAUGUACACCCUCAUCAACUAUGUGGGCUUCAUCAACUACCUCUUCUAUGGAGUCACUGUCGCCGGGCAGAUUGUCCUGCGUAUUAAACAGCCCGACAUGCACCGGCCAAUCAAGAUCAGUCUAAUCUGGCCGGUCAUUUACCUCAUCUUCUGGGCCUUCUUGCUCAUCUUCUCCCUUUACUCCGAACCUGUGGUGUGUGGCAUCGGCCUGGCCAUCAUGUUGACUGGCGUCCCUGUCUAUUUCCUGGGAGUCUACUGGGACAAUAAGCCACAGUGCUUCGACACCUUCGUUGAUAAGAUGACGUACUUGGGCCAGAAGUUCUGCGUGGUGGUUUAUCCGGCCGUAACUGGCAGCAGUGGCAGCGGAGACGAAGGAGAGGAAAUGAAGGAGGCCAGGUCUCCUCUGUCUAAGGAGGACGAAGACAACCACAAGUCAGCGGACUGCUAAAGUCUUUAUCUCCCACCUGCCCCAAA
Messenger RNA from Sebastes umbrosus (honeycomb rockfish), 1607 nucleotides. It is a transcript of the gene slc7a8a, whose product is annotated as solute carrier family 7 member 8a. Gene Ontology annotation, biological process: neutral amino acid transport; amino acid transmembrane transport. The coding region runs from base 1 to 1581 and encodes 526 amino acids. Gene Ontology annotation, cellular component: membrane. NCBI's taxonomy places the organism in Eukaryota, Metazoa, Chordata, Actinopteri, Perciformes, Sebastidae. The transcript is spliced from 11 exons. The record is from RefSeq and is a predicted model, not a curated record. Gene Ontology annotation, molecular function: neutral L-amino acid transmembrane transporter activity; L-amino acid transmembrane transporter activity.